AUGACCAUAACGACGUCGUACUGGUGGGGGACGAAAAAAGUGAGUUUCCAGAUGGUCCGAACUGGUUCUCUCCGGUUCUUUGUCUUGUACGGUCAGAUACCUCAACCGAAUGGACUUUGUGACUGGUUCAAUGAUAUUUCGAAAUUAAGAAUAUUGACAUGUAACCACCCAGUUCCUCCAGAUCGGUACAACGAUAGGGUGGAGGAGCAUUUACGAAUUACCGGUUUCUAUCAUGUAUCUCAGAUUGGGAUAGUGCAGUGUCAGAAAGAAUUGGUAAAUGCUCUAAUCGAACGUUGGCACCCAGACACACAUAUGUUUCACCUUCCCAUUGGUGAAUGUUCCGUGACUCUUGAAGAUGUGGCUCUAAUUCUUGGUCUUUCCACAGAUGGUCUUCCAGUUACAGGGAUGACAAUGAGUAGUUUUGAAGCCAUGGAGGCGGAGUGUUUGCUUCAAUUUGGCGUUGCACCGCGUAAGGAGGACUGUAGAUCUAGCUGCAUAAAACUGACCUGGCUGCGGAAUCUAAAAGAGAAUUUAGAAUUGACCGAUGAAAUCAGUAUACAAAGGUAUGUGAGGUGCCACAUUAUGUUGCUGAUUGGGACGAUCUUGUUUGGGGAUAAGUCUGGGGAAGGUGUGUACUGGAAGUUUCUACCCUUGCUUCGUGAUUUUGUCAAUAUUGGACAGUAUAGCUGGGGUUCGGCAUGCCUAGUACAUCUUUACAAGGCGUUAUGCAGGGCAUCUCGCUAUAACUGUAAGGAAAUAGAUGGUCCACUAACACUUCUGCUCGGUUGGGCUUAG
Arachis ipaensis is the source of this 795-nucleotide messenger RNA. Lineage: Eukaryota; Viridiplantae; Streptophyta; Magnoliopsida; Fabales; Fabaceae. The record is from RefSeq and is a predicted model, not a curated record.